Molecule: messenger RNA, 2798 nt
Organism: Sceloporus undulatus (fence lizard)
Lineage: Eukaryota; Metazoa; Chordata; Lepidosauria; Squamata; Phrynosomatidae
Gene: GGN
Product: gametogenetin
Exons: 4
Coding region: 363-2744 (793 amino acids)
Biological process (GO): double-strand break repair; gamete generation
Molecular function (GO): ubiquitin protein ligase binding
Source: RefSeq, a predicted model, not a curated record
AACGAGGCCGGUUGGACCCGUUGCAGCAUCAUCAUCAUCAUCAUCACCAGCAGCAGCAGCAGCAUCCUGAGCGCCGCCCCCGGCUGCUCCUUCCAUUCCCCAGCUCCGCCCGGGAGCAGCCGCGAAGCCAGGCGGAUGAAUAUAUAUAAUGGGCAAUGUCCAAUCAGAAGCCACACAGGAAUCAGAGUCUGCCAAAGACGGGGAGGAGAAGGCCCACCCAGACAGGAGCAAGGUUCAGAGUAGCGCUAAGCAUGAGUCGGGGAACCGGUCCCCCUGCCCUCAGCCCCCUGAGCAGAAAGCGGCCAGUCAGCCACUGAGCAGCGAACCAGGGGGGAGGCGAUCGGCAGGCCGGAGCAUCCGAAAUGGGGAAGAAUCACUCUAAGAAAUCCAAGCUCAAGCUCUCCUCCAUGUGGGCCCAGAACUCAGCCAGUGGUGGGAUGAAGGAGGCCAGCCUGUGCGAUAAGGACACUGGGGCGGAAAAACGGGGGCUGGCUUGUCUCAGCCGAGCUGACCUCCAAAGCGGACAGAGCUUGGGGACAAUCCUCCAGGAGGAACCCAAAGGGUUGAAGGUAGCCCUGAGACCUCCUCAAGUGGCAACCUCUGAGAGAAGAGACUCGGGUGCCAGAAGAGGAUCAGCAAAAGGGAGGGGCAGGCCGGAGGGUGGCCACCCAGACAAGAACGCGCUGCUCCAGCCAGAGAAAUUGCCAGUUCUGGGCCAAGCCGCAGACCCACCCAAGGAUCUGGUGGAAACGGAGGCCCAUUGGGUUCAGCACAUCCGAGGCAGCGCUAAGGAAUACCUGGAUAAUGAGGAGUCAGAAUCUCUGCCUUCGGCCAAGAAACAGGCAGCAGCCGUGACGCACGGCACAGAAUCAUCACAAAUAACUGAGGAAGCCUUGGCGGGCCCUACGUCUCCGAAUGAGAGGAGCACAAGCCGGCCACCUCCCUCCAGCAGCACCGUUGUGCCCGGAGGGAAGAAGGCCCUUCUGUCGUGGGGAGCUGGCCAGAAAGAACAAACAGGCCAACAGGACAGUGCACCUGGGAGUGAUGGCGACUCUAAAGGCCUGGCCUUGGCUCCCCAGCCGCCUGUGGAAUUGGCAAAAGCCUCAAGCAGCCCCAUAGAAAUGGCUCAAGCUUCCAGAAAUGAGGUAAAGACCGGGGAGAAGAAUGAAGACCUGGGAGCAGAAGCAGUCAGUUCAGAGACGAUGCAGGAGCUGCUGGAAAAAGGCAUCAACUUCCUGUACAAGGUGACAGUCCAGCCAGGGCAGUGGCCACACAGCAUCAAGGCGGUCAAGCAAAAGCCCAGUGUCAUCUCGUCUGGCAUCUCCUAUGCCGAUGUCCUGAAGCAGUGCCCUCAGAGGAAGUCCCCCACCAGUGCGCCAGACAUGCCUAAAGCACUACACCCUCUUACAACGGCGAGCAAGAAGCUCCCAUCUUUUAAAGGGUUGGAGAGGGGCAACCCAGAGGACCUCUCUCCACUCAGCCAGUUGUUCUUGGAGCACUUCAAGAAAGUUCCCCCAGCUAAGGAAUCUGCCGCCUCCCAUGCGCCUAGUCAGCCAGUAGUCACAUUCUUUGAUGAAUUGUCUCCCAGCAAUGCCAAGCAGACCGAAUGGCAAAGACCCCGGCCACCAACUCCAUACCCUCAACGCCGCAAAGCUCAGGGCAGAAAGCUACCCAAGUUUGGCACUGCCGUGUCACAGGUCGUUGCCUUCCUAGGGAGUGACCCCAAGUGUGAUUGGUUUGUACAUGAUGAGAGCCAGGCCUCCUCGGAAGAGGCCACAGUGGCAGUGGAGGAAGGGGGCAAAGACCAUGCUGACCCAGCUGGUGAAGGAAACAAAGGGACAGAGGAAGCACCAAGCUCUUCUCUAUCUGUUGCCUCCCUCUCCUUGGCGAGGGAAAUGGCAACAGAAGUGGAUGCAACUCCCCAGAGGUUACGAAGAAGGCCACAGGGCAUGGAAGAAGGUGCGAAAGAAACAACUCCAGUCAAGAUAGCUCCCUAUAGCACUUCCUGGAGCGUCAGUUGCUCACUGACGCCUACUGAGUCUCUCCAAAAGGAAGAGCAAAUUGUAGUGCCACUGCUAAGUCCAGUCCCACAUUCGCCGAGGGAAAUGACAGAAGUGCCCAGCCCUGUUGUCUCCACCCCACUGUGUGGCCCCGUUGGACUGAUUCCGGAUCAGAAAGCACCAGCCACGGCUCAGGCGAGACCCAAGACCCGAAAGCAAGGCCCUGCCGCUCCAAAGUCUAAAGAGAAACUCAAACCUCCAGGGCAGCCCAAAGUUAAGGCACCUAAGGUGAAAGGACAAAAGCAGUGGCCCCGGGGUUAUGGAAUGGCCUCCCCACUGAGAUUAGAAGGUGUCCCUCUCUUUCCACCUUUUGAAAAGGUUGCAAGACCUUUUUAUUUCGGUGAGCCCUUGGAGACACCUCUUUAUCUGGAGAAACCAGACAGCACUGACCAGGAUGAAACCCUGACCCAGGGCAGUCCUGAGCAAGAUCGAGAGGCUGACCCAUCUCCAGUGCAUCAUUGGCCAGCUUUCCAGGUGGCAAAUUCCUGUUCCAUGAGGUGCUACUGUAAACACCGAGAUCAGAGGAAGCUGCCCAAGAACGUCAUGGCUUGGCUCAACCCUUCUACCAACCACUUGGCAGAACCACCCUGGGUUGCCACUGCCAUGCUGGCUGUCUCACUCGUUGCUGGGACCAAGUUCUGCCUGGACUCUUAUGACCAACAGCAUGUCACCAAUGAGGACUGAAUCUCCCUGCCCCUUCCCCAGGCCUAAUCAGCAAUAAAACAUGUAUGCCAUCAG